This is a messenger RNA of Talaromyces atroroseus, 612 nucleotides long. RefSeq lists its product as hypothetical. Bases 1 to 612 code for a protein of 203 amino acids. The transcript has a single exon. Gene Ontology annotation, biological process: Mo-molybdopterin cofactor biosynthetic process. The record is from RefSeq and is a predicted model, not a curated record. Lineage: Eukaryota; Fungi; Ascomycota; Eurotiomycetes; Eurotiales; Trichocomaceae.
AUGCCUAGACAACUCCGAGCCUACAGCCAACACAGACGCAACGACGACGAAACGCACCAAAACCACCCGGUGCUCCCACACCUCAACACCCGAGGAGACAUGCACAUGACCAACGUAGGCUCCAAGGCCAGCACGCGGCGGUACGCGCGCGCAAGUUGUCGUGUGCACUUCACAAAUGCCAUCACCUACAACGCUCUUACGACAACUCCUACCACCACCGGUUCUGAAACUAGUACGAAUGCUAGAAAUACGAAUGCGCUCGCAAAAGGCGACGUUUUUGCCGCGGCGCGCGUAGCGGGGAUCAUGGCAGCGAAGAAGACGCCGGAUAUCGUGCCGCUGUGUCAUCCCAGUAUAGGGAUUGAUAGUGUCAGUGUUGAUAUUGAAUUGGUUGGACCGGAGACAGGAAAAGAAGAAGGGUUCGGAGCGGUUGAGAUCACGGCUACGGUCACCUGCGAAGGGCGCACUGGGGUCGAGAUGGAGGCGAUGACGGCGGUGAUGGGGGCCGCGUUGACGGUGUAUGAUAUGUGCAAGGCGAAUGACAAGGGGAUGGUGAUUGAUGCGGUGAGGCUGUUGGAGAAGAGGGGAGGGAAGAGCGGGGUGUGGAAGAGGUAG